AUGGUUUGCCCCUUUGCAGCCUUCAACAGUUCUUCUGCCGUUUCCCUCCAUUCUUUUCGUCUGCCUCGCGAGGGGACGGCCAUGAGCGGGGCCGCUGGAGUCCUGCGGACCAGCCGGAGCGUGGGCGCCGCGGGAGCGAAUUUCUUUUGCCUGAGGAUGGCUCUGUGUGCCUUGCAGACCGCACGCAUCCCGGUCAGGGGUGGCUGGCCCUUCACCCGCGUGAGUGUGAUGGCGACCGUCAAGGGUGAACAGAAUUUCACUUCGGAGGAGGCCGUUCAUUGCAAUAAAAUCUCCAUUAUAGGAGCUGGAGCCGUUGCUUUGGUAGCAAUCAGCGUCUUAUUAAAAGGUUUCAGUGAUGAACUUGCCUUUGUGGAUGUUGAUGAAGGCAAAUGGACUGGUGAGACAAUGGACUUCAUGAAAAUGCCAAACAUUGUUUCUAGCAAGGAUUACCUUGUCACUACAAACUCCCACAUAGUGAUUAUCAUAGCAGGUGCAUGCCAGAUCAAAGGAGAAACACGCCUUGAUUUAGUCCAGUGAAAUGUGUCCAUGUUUAAAUUAAUGAUUCCCAGUAUUAUCCAAUACAGUCCAUGCUGCAAACUGAUUAUUGUUUCCAAUUCAGUGGGUAUCUUAACCUACGUAGCCUGGAAGUUGAGUGCAUUUCCCAAAAACCGUGUUCUCGGUAGUGGCUGUAAUCGGGACACUGCCCAUCUCCAUUUUGGGCAGAGGCUUGGUAUCCAUUCUGAAAGCUGUCAUGUGUUGGUCCUGGGAGAGCAUGGAGACUCGAGUGUUCUUGUGUGGAGGGGAGUGAACAUUGCUGGGGUCUCUCUGAAGGACCUGAACUUAGAUACAGGAACUGAUAAAGAUCCUGAGCAGAAGGGAAAGUCCACAGAGAAGUAUGGCUAUGAGAUGAUUAAAAAGAAAGGAUAUACUUCUCGGGGUGUUUCCCUGUCUGUGGCUGAUUUAAUGGAAAGUAUUUUGAAGAAUCUCAGGAGAAUACAUCAAGUUUCCACCAUAAGUAAGGGCGUCUAUGGAAUAAAAGUAGUAGUAUCCUUAGUUCCUUGUGUCCUGGGAGCACUGAAUGGUGUUACAGAUCUCAUAAAGGUCAAGCUGACCCCUGAAGAGGAGGCUCGUUUGAAAAAGAACUGGGAAAUUCAGAAGGAGCUCAAGCUUUAA
Messenger RNA from Ailuropoda melanoleuca (giant panda), 1173 nucleotides. RefSeq names its product L-lactate dehydrogenase A-like 6A. The record is from RefSeq and is a predicted model, not a curated record. Gene Ontology annotation, molecular function: L-lactate dehydrogenase (NAD+) activity. Lineage: Eukaryota; Metazoa; Chordata; Mammalia; Carnivora; Ursidae. Gene Ontology annotation, biological process: pyruvate metabolic process; lactate metabolic process.